AUGGAGGACCCCGCCAAGGCUAAUGCCGUCCAAGCCAAAUUAGCUAAGACUUUACAAAGAUUUGAAACUAAAAUUAAAGCAGGAGAUUAUUAUGAAGCUCAUCAAACUCUUCGAACCAUUGCUAAUAGAUAUGUACGAAGCAAAUCAUAUGAACAUGCCAUUGAAUUAGUAUAUCAAGGUGCUACUUCUUUAUUGAAGGCUAAACAAGGUGGCUCAGGUACGGAUUUAAUCUUUUAUCUAUUAGAAAUUUAUGACGUAGCAGAAAUUAGGCAAUCAAAGGACUCAAUUUCAAGAUUAAUUCAAUUGUUAGUGCUUGUCGAUGCAACGGAACCAAAUUUAAAAGAUGUGGCUACUGCUAUGAAUAAUUGGUCCAUUAAAUUUGGCGAAUAUAAAUUCGGUGAUCCUUAUAUACAUAACGUCAUUGCAUUGAAAUUAUUGGCAAAUGAUCAUGUUUAUGAAGCAGAGAGAUUUUUCGUCUUGGGGACUCAAGAAUCUGUUGAUAAAUAUGUGACUCUAAUUUGGGAUUGGUUCUUACAAGCAACCGAGGAUGCAAACGCAAACGAAAAUACAAGCGAACAUGUUGAUGUAUGCGAUUUCUUUAGUAGAUUGGUUUUCAAUUACUUAUUCAUUUUAAAUAUUAAAUUUGCUCGUUUAGCAUCUAGUACAUUCUUGAAUUUAUUCAUGGAAAAGUUCAAACCAUCACACGAAAUUAUUGAAAAGGGGAAUGCUGAUAAUAAAAUUGUUUUCUUUAGAGAUAUUCAAUAUCAAGAUUUAAAUUUCCUACAAUUAAUUCUUUUAACAUGCCAAUCGAGAGACAAAUCAUUGUUUUUGAAUUUGAAAGAUCAUUAUACGGAAUCAGCAAGUAAAUAUCAUUCUCAACUAGAAUUUUUAGGUCAAGAAUAUUUCGGUAUAGUUGCUCCAAGACAAUCAAAUUUCUUACAAGAUAUGAUGUCUGGCUUCCUCGGUGGUGGAAAUUAA
Messenger RNA from Naumovozyma dairenensis CBS 421, 978 nucleotides. RefSeq names its product protein GET4 (gene GET4). The record is from RefSeq and is a predicted model, not a curated record. NCBI's taxonomy places the organism in Eukaryota, Fungi, Ascomycota, Saccharomycetes, Saccharomycetales, Saccharomycetaceae. Bases 1 to 978 code for a protein of 325 amino acids. Gene Ontology annotation, cellular component: TRC complex; cytosol. Gene Ontology annotation, biological process: protein insertion into ER membrane. Gene Ontology annotation, molecular function: protein binding. The transcript has a single exon.